GGAUUCAGGCAGCAAUCGCUCACCAGUUGGGACAAAAUGAUCUCAAGGGGAUCCGUGUGGCAGUUCAGGGUGUUGGAAGCGUUGGGGCAGAGCUUUGUCGUUUGCUUCACGAAUCUGGGGCUUCUCUCGUGGUGGCUGAUGUCAAUGAAGAGGGUCUGAAAGAGGUUGUGCGUCAAUAUAAUGCUGAAACCGUUGGGGUUGAUGUAAUUUAUGAUGCGGAUGUCGAUUUUUUUUGCCCUUGUGCUUUAGGGGCAAUCUUAAACUCUGAAACAAUUCCUCGCUUAAAAGCGUCUAUUGUUGCAGGGGCAGCCAAUAACCAGCUUGCAAGCCCAAGUCAUGAUGCUCUUCUUUCAGAAAAAGGAAUUUUAUACGCUCCUGAUUAUGUGAUUAAUGCAGGAGGGCUGAUUAACGUGACGUAUGAAGGCCCAAAUUAUAAUCGAGAAAUUGCCUUAAAACACGUGGAUGGGAUUUUCGAUACCUUAACGGAAGUUUUCCAAAGAGCGGUUGAAAGGAAUAUUCCCACAGGUCAGGCUGCAGAUGAAGUUGCUGAACAGCGUUUUUCUCACCCUUGUGAUAACGGUGAUUAUGAUGAGCUUAUGGUCUCUAGCGGUCGUCUUUCUGGUCGUUAA
Molecule: messenger RNA, 629 nt
Organism: Stylophora pistillata
Lineage: Eukaryota; Metazoa; Cnidaria; Anthozoa; Scleractinia; Pocilloporidae
Product: leucine dehydrogenase-like
Source: RefSeq, a predicted model, not a curated record